This is a messenger RNA of Nicotiana tabacum (common tobacco), 2309 nucleotides long. RefSeq lists its product as uncharacterized. NCBI's taxonomy places the organism in Eukaryota, Viridiplantae, Streptophyta, Magnoliopsida, Solanales, Solanaceae. The record is from RefSeq and is a predicted model, not a curated record. Gene Ontology annotation, molecular function: protein binding.
AGCGAAACAGCUGGAGAACUAUAAGAAAAAACAUCCUUCUCUGGCAAAACAAAUCUUUUUCUCUCACUUUUUUCCACUCUCUUUCCUAAUGGACCCUCCACCGUUUUCCGGCGGCCCAACUUCCACAACAGCCGCCGUGCCGCCGUCGGGAAACGUUAAUUAUGCUGACUCAGCAGAUUCCUCGCCGCGAUCCCGCCACACAGAAUCCUGGGACGAGAAGCCGCCACACUCCGCUUCCGCUGUCGGCGGUAAGCUCCGACUAAUGUGCAGCUACGGCGGACACAUAUUCCCUCGUCCCCACGACAAAUCUCUCUGCUACGUCGGCGGAGAAACCCGCAUUUUCGCCGCCGACCGUAACACCUCCCUCGCCGACCUUUCUGCUAAGCUCUCUAAAACCCUACUCGGCGGCCAUCCCUUUUGUUUAAAGUAUCAGCUUCAAAAUGAAGACCUUGAUUCACUUAUCUCCGUUACUUCGGAUGAAGACCUCGAAAACAUGAUCGACGAAUACGACCGUAUGAAUAUGAAUAAUUCAUCAUCUUCUAAAGUCGCUCGACUUCGUUUGUUUUUAUUUCCGAGCAAAACUGAUACAGUUGAAAUGGUUCGAGAAAAUUUAAUUAAAUCGAAGACAAUUGGAAUGGUUAGAGAAAGUUUAACGAAAUCCGAUGAUUGGUUCGUUAAUGUUUUAAAUGGUGCGAGUUCUGCUACGGUGUUUUCUGAAACUUCGUCUGUAAAUUACCUUUUGGGUUUGGAUGAUGACGUGGAAAAUGUCAAAGAUGACGUGGAGGCACAAUUAGAGGUGAAAAAUGGUGGAAAUAAUGUUACGGUUAGUGCGCAGGAUGUUAUUCAAUCGGUGCCGGAUUCUCCGAUGGUUGAAACGACGUCGUCUUUUGGGUCGAUGUCUUCUUUGAAUUUGCCGCCGAUAAAGGUUCAUGUUGAGGAGAAUCAAAAAGGUGGAAUUUUUGAGGAUCAAUUUUCACAGAUGACUCUUGGGGUAGUGAAGCAGAAGCAUGAGGAAGGAGGAUUUGUGGAUUUAUCUUCGCCGCCGGCACCGGCUGUUUUAGUGCCGGCGACGGUUUUUUCCGGCGUGCAACAGCAACAGCAGCCUCCGCAGUUGCAACCAAAGCUUGUUAUUCCAUCUGAUUUGCCUUCCCCUGAUUCAGUCUCAAGUGAGGGUAGUGUGACAAAUCCAUUGUCUAGGCAAAGGCAUUUCUUUUAUCAAGAACCAGGGGUUCAAUUCCAGUCGGGGAGUGGUAGGAUUUCUGGUAAUUCAGUUGAUCCGAAGAUGAGCGAUUCGAUUGGAAGGGCUCAGGUAAAACAGCAAGUUCAGGAUACUGGAUAUGCAUUGCCAGUACAAUAUGCUCAGCAACAGCAAAUGCAUCAAACUCAACAGUUUGUUCAUAUGGGGCAGUAUAUGCAGCAUACGCCUUCCGGCCCUGUGCAGAUGGCGUCUUAUUAUCCUAUAUACCCUUCACAGCACCAAACUCAUCCUCAACAACACCCUGCUCUCGAGCACCAGUGUCCCGUUUACUUUAUUCCUGCAAAACCUUCCCAAGGUUACAGUUUGCCGUUGCAACAAACAAAUUAUACUGAGCCUUCUCAAACAGUCCCUUCUGCUCGUCCCCAAACACCUCCUAUUAUGGUCACUCACACCGCAGCUUACAAUCCAGCUAGAAAUCCUCUGACAUCUAAACCUGAAACAGUUGCUGGUACAUACAGAACUGCAGGUGCGGGUGCAGCGGCUCCACAAUUUGUUCAGAUCACUUCGGGCCAGCAUCAGCAUCAGCCACAGUAUAUGGCCUACUCUCAAAUUCAUCACCCUUCUCAGUCAAUUCCUCCUACUUCAGCCACUACUGCCAGUUAUGCAUACGAUUUUGCUGAUCCUACGCAUACAAAGAUGUACUACACUCAGCCUCCUUCUCCCCAAAUGGCUGCUCAAUAUCAAACAAUGACAUCGGCGCCUGCAGUUAGCUUUAAAGAAACUUCUUCUCAGCUCCCCGUUGAAAAUUUGAAGCAGCAACUUAGAACUUCGCAGGCAUGAAACUGUGAGUUGAACAUGAAGAAGCAAUUUUGAAAAGUUGGUUUGGUAAAUCUUAAAUUUUCUGUUAAAUGCUUGAAUUCUUAUUGUUAUUGGUUGGUUCAAAUGUAUAAGUUAUGGGUAAUAAGAAAGUUGGGUCUUUCUUUUCUAUUCUUCUGUAAGUAAUGCUGUUAUUACCCAUGAAAGCAUAGUGGUGCAAGAUCUUACGGUGAAAUUUCAAACUGAUAUUACAUCCUCAAUUCAAUAUAUGGUUUUCAGAACAAAUAUAAAAUUA